Molecule: messenger RNA, 2859 nt
Organism: Funneliformis mosseae
Lineage: Eukaryota; Fungi; Glomeromycota; Glomeromycetes; Glomerales; Glomeraceae
Source: the annotation of a GenBank genome assembly
AUGCCUUCACCACGUAAAAUUAAAGUUUUGGUUCUACCUGGCGACAAUUGUGGGCCAGAAGUUGUUAAUGAAGGUGUAAAGGUUCUAAAAGCUAUUUCAAAUAUUAGAAAAAAAUGCAAUGGUGUAGAAAUCGAAUUACAAGAAGAAAAAAUCGGCGGCUGUGCCAUUGAUGCUACAGGCAAACCGCUUCCGGAGGUUACUUUAAGUGCUGCAAAAGAAGCUGACGCCAUUCUUUUAGGAGCUGUUGGUGGCCCACAAUGGCCAAAACAAAUUGAUUCAAAUGAUGCAUCAAAAGGCCUUGGACCAAGACCUGAACAAGGUUUACUUGAUAUUCGCAAAUCUUUAGAUUUAUUUGCAAAUUUAAGACCUUGUUCAUUUGCAAGUGAUUCUUUGAUUGCCUAUUCUCCUUUAAAGGAAAGUGUUGUCAAAGGAACUGAUUUUACUAUUGUUCGUGAGUUAGUUGGUGGUAUUUAUUUUGGUGAAAGACAUGAGCAAGAUGAAAGUGGUAAAGAAGUAAAAAGAGUAACCCGUUUAGCAGCUCAUCUCGCAUUAGAAAAAAAUCCGAUUGCAACAAUACAUUCUUUAGAUAAAGCUAAUGUUUUAGCUACUUCGAGACUUUGGCGUCGUGUAGUAACUGAAACGUUAGAAAAAGAAUUUCCAAAAGUUCCUUUUAAACAUCAUUAUAUUGAUGCAGCAGCCAUGUUUUUGGUAAAAAGUCCUACCAUUCUAAAUGGAAUCGUGCUUACGGAAAAUUUGUUUGGUGAUAUUUUAAGCGAUGAAGCAAGUAUUAUUCCUGGUAGUCUUGGUUUAUUACCUUCAGCAAGUUUAAAUGGACUUCCUGAUGGCAAAAAUAAAUGUAUCGGAAUUUAUGAACCAAUCCAUGGAUCUGCACCUGAUAUAGCAGGAAAAGGAAUUGUUAAUCCUAUCGCAACCAUUCUUAGUGUCGCGUUGAUGUUGAAAUAUUCUUUAAAUCUUCCAAGAGAAGCUAAAGCUGUUGAAGAUGCUGUACGUAAAGUUUUGGAUGAUGAAGAAUUUGGUGGUUUCAGCUAUCGUACAAAAGACUUAUCUGGGGAUAAAACUACUGUUGAAGUUGGUGAUAAAGUAUGUGAAGUUCUUGAAGGUUACUUGGAAGGUCUUAAUUCUGAAGAUCGUAUUUCAUUAUCAAUUCCAAAUCGUGGUUUGCUCUUACAAAAACCACCUGGUAGACGUGGUAUGACUAUUUGUGAGAAAACAAUCGCUCAUGCAGCUAUCGGUCUUUCACAACCCGGUCAUGUUAAACCUGGAGAUAUGAUUUGCGUUUCAGUCGAUUGGACAUUAGCCUCAGAACUUACGUGGAAGGGAAUGGAAAAAACCUUUAAUAUAAUGGGAAGGCCAAAUAUUUAUCGUAAUGAUAGAUUUUGGCUUGCUAUUGAUCAUACAGUGGAUCCUCGAAUAAAUCACCUUCCAAAACCUGCUGGACUUAUUAAAGCAAGUGAAAAUUUCGCUAAAGAAGCUAAAAUUGUUGACUUUUAUAAACCAAAUCAUACAAUUUUACAUACAGAAUUUUAUCGUGAAAGAGCUCAACCGGGUCAAAUGAUUAUUGGAGCUGAUUCUCAUAGUUGUUCGGCUGGAGCUGUUAGUGCAUUUGCUGUGGGCUUAGGAGCUGCAGAUGUAGUUAUGCCUCUAGUUACAGGAGAGACUUGGUUUAAAGUUCCUGAAACGGUUGAAAUUAGAUUUAUUAAUAAACCACCUUUUGGUAUUGGUGGUAAGGAUGCAAUUCUUUAUGUCCUUGGAGAACUUAAACGUAACACUGUGGCUUUCGAGAGAGCUGUUGAAUAUACAGGGCCUGGAUUAAGAUAUCUUUCAUGUGAUGCAAGAUUUGCCAUUUCAAAUAUGGCAACUGAAUUUGGUGGCAUAGCGGGUGUAUUCGAAGGAGAUGAGAUUACUGCCGCAUUCAUUGCAAAACGUAAAAAUCCAGCUCAUAAAAAUUCGGCUUUAUAUUUCCGUGCAGACCCCGAUGCACAUUAUGCUGAAACUCAUGUUAUCGAUCUAUCAAAAGUUGAUUCACUUGUCGCUUUAUAUCCUUCUCCUGAUGAUGUUGUACCAGUUACAAAAGUUGCAGGAAAGAAAUUGGAUGGUGUAUUUAUCGGUGCUUGUACAACUGCUGAAGAAGAUUUGAUUUUAGCUGGUUUAGUACUUGAACAAGGUUUAAAGAAAGGGCUAAGACCUUCUCUUAAUGGUAUAAGAAAAUGUACUCCUGGUAGUUUACCUAUAAUUGCUAAAUUGAGAAAACUGGGAUUAUUGAAGUUUUAUGAACAAGCUGGAUUUGAAAUUGGUGCUCCAGGUUGUUCGUAUUGUAUUGCCGUUGCUGCUGAUCAUGCUGGUGAAGGUGAAGUUUGGCUAAGUAGUCAAAAUCGUAACUUUAGAAAUCGUAUGGGUAAAGGAGCAAUUGGUAAUUUGGCUUCAGCUGCUACCGUAGCAGCCUCUUCAUUUGAAAUGGAAAUUCGCGAUCCAAGAGACUUGCUCGAUGCCAUUGAUGAAAAGAAAUUUAAUGAAUGUUUAGGGCAAUGGUUUGAUCCUAAAAUUUCUAUUACAAUUUCUGAACCAAACCCUAUUCUUUAUGAUCCAUCAAACCCAUCAUUAUCAUCAGAAUCAAUAUCAGAUUUACUACCGCCAUCAACAUCAUUUUCUUCAAGUAUAAAAGGAAAAGUUCAAAGAUUUGAAGAUAAUGUAGAUACUGAUGCUAUUAUACCAGCACAAUUUAUGCCUGGUACAAGUGAUGAGGACUUGGGUAGCCACGCAUUUCAGUAUGUUAAACCAGAUUUUGUACAAAAAAUUAAAGAUGGUUAUAACAUUGAAUCAGGUAAAUUACGAUAUUAA